AUGUUUUCAUGGAGGAAAACGAAGCUUCAGGCUGUUUCAGUUCACCACUGUCGUUUGAGUUCUCUGUUUCGUGGAGUCCUCGUCGACGCCAUUGAAGUUACAAGUACUCAAUCUCAAGCUUCUUUACGACAUGGUGUGGCGGGUAAAACUGUUCUUUCUACUGCCAAACACCUGAGUAUGUUAUCUAAGCUUCGUACUAGUACCGAGUUCGACGUAUGGUCUGUAGAUAGAACAGAAGCAUUUUCGACAAUUUCUGGAACUAUAUUGCUUCAAGCCAGGGAUCCUGCGAAACUCAACGAAGAUAUUCAAAUCGCAGUUGAUCAACAUAGAUGUGAUGAAGCUUGGAGAUUGUUUGAGCAACAUAUGCAAAUGGAAGGCUUCCCGCGAAAAUCUGUUGUUAACAAUGUUUUGGUGUGUUUUGCUGAGAGUCUUGAUUCCAAUUGGCUACAAAAGGGUUACAGUUUGGUGGAACAAGCCUUUGAAGAGAGUAAACAGAAUUUGCUAGAGAAGGAGCCUCUUGUAUAUCUCUCUUUGGCUCUCGCCAAGUCGGGCAUGGCUGUUCCUGCAUCAACGAUCUUGAGGAAGCUAGUUGAGACAGAGGAGUAUCCUCAUGUGAGUGCUUGGUCUGCGGUUUUGGCGCAUAUGUCUCUCUCAGGAUCCGGAAGUUAUCUUUCUGCUGAGUUGGUUCUUGAGAUUGGUUACUUGUUUCAGAAUAACAGAGUCGAUCCACGGAAGAAGAGCAAUGCUCCUCUGCUUGCGAUGAAGCCUAAUACUCAGGCGUUGAACCUUGCUUUGGCGGGUUGUUUGUUGUUUGGGACAACACGAAAAGCCGAACAGCUUCUUGAUAUGAUACCCAAGAUCGGUGUUAAAGCCGAUGCUACCUUGUUGGUAAUAAUGGCUCAUAUAUAUGAAAGAAAUGGGCGGAGAGAGGAACUGAGGAAGCUCCAAAGGCAUAUAGAUGAAGCUUGUAACCUAAACGAUUCUCAGUUUUGGCAGUUCUAUAACUGCUUGCUUAUGUGUCACCUCAAAUUCGGGGAUCUCGAAUCUGCAUCGAAAAUGGUUCUAGAGAUGUUAAGAAGAGGAAAGGUAGCAAGGAACUCACUUGGAGCCGCCAUUAUUGGAUUUGAUACUGCAGGUGAUGAUGAUAGAUUAAAUCUCAGAAAAGUUUCUGGAAAUGGAUCAGAGGUUGAAGAACACGAUAACAGUAUGAUUCCAUAUGAAGAGUUCUUUAGAGACAGGAAGUUUUUAAAACUUGAAGCUGAGGCAAAGGAUGUUCUUGGUGCAUUGUUGGGUAAGUUGCAUGUACAAGUCGAAUUGAUUACCUCGGAACGAGGUGUUCUGCAACCGACAGAAGAGAUUUAUGUAAAAUUAGCAAAGGCAUUCCUGGAAAGUGGAAAGAUGAAGGAGUUGGCAGAGUUUCUGUUAAAGGCAGAACAUGAAGACUCCCCUGUUUCUAGUGAUGACUCGAUGCUGGUGAAUGUUAUCAACGCAUGUAUAUCUCUAGGAAUGUUGGAUCAGGCGCAUGAUCUACUCGACGAGAUGCGCAUGGCUGGGGUAAGAACCGGUGCUUCGGUUUAUUCUUCGCUCCUCAAAGCUUACUGCAAAACUAACCGAACUAGAGAAGUGACAUCACUCCUUAGAGAUGCUCAGAAGGCCGGGAUUCAAUUCGACUCGAGCUGUUAUGAAGCCUUGAUCCAAUCUCAAGUGAUUCAGAACGAUACUCAUGGAGCUCUCAAUGUGUUCAAGGAAAUGAAAGAGGCGAAAAUCCCAAGAGGCGGAAAUCAGCAGUUUGAGAAGCUCUUAAAGGGUUGCGAAGGGAACGCAGAGGCGGGACUUAUGUCGAAGCUCUUGAGAGAAAUCAGAGAAGGGCAGAGUUUGGAUGCUGGUGUUCAUGAUUGGAACAAUGUGAUCCAUUUCUUUAGCAAGAAAGGUUUGAUGCAAGAUGCAGAGAAGGCGUUGAAGAGGAUGAGAAGUCUCGGUCAUUCGCCAAAUGCUCAGACUUUUCAUUCUAUGGUCACAGGUUAUGCAGCCAUUGGGAGUAAAUACAAAGAGGUCACCGAGCUAUGGGGAGAAAUGAAAUCCAUAGCCGCAGCUACUUCAUCGAUGAGGUUUGAUCAGGAGCUGCUUGACUCGGUGCUCUACACGUUUGUUAGAGGCGGGUUUUUCUCUCGGGCUAAUGAAGUUGUGGAGAUGAUGGAGAAAGAGAAUAUGUUUGUUGAUAAGUACAAGUAUCGGAUGCUCUUCUUGAAGUAUCACAAGACUGCUUAUAAAGGCAAAGCUCCAAAAGUUCAGAGCGAGUCUCAGCUCAAAAAGAGGGAAUCCGGUUUAACAUUCAAGAAAUGGCUCGGUCUAUCUUGA
Molecule: messenger RNA, 2358 nt
Organism: Thlaspi arvense
Lineage: Eukaryota; Viridiplantae; Streptophyta; Magnoliopsida; Brassicales; Brassicaceae
Source: the annotation of a GenBank genome assembly